Molecule: messenger RNA, 3189 nt
Organism: Cryptotermes secundus
Lineage: Eukaryota; Metazoa; Arthropoda; Insecta; Blattodea; Kalotermitidae
Gene: Phax
Product: phosphorylated adapter RNA export protein
Exons: 5
Coding region: 87-1241 (384 amino acids)
Biological process (GO): snRNA export from nucleus
Cellular component (GO): nucleus
Source: RefSeq, a predicted model, not a curated record
UUCAGCAGACAAAGUCGGUCGUUGUAUUCAAGAUUUUUGGUGCGCUGUAAUAGAAUUAGUUGUGUAAAACCUUUUGAAGAUAAAACAUGGAUGAAGAAAGUGUGGAAGAAGGAGAGAUAGUGGACUACAAUCCUAUCCCAAGACCGACUGCUUAUGGAGCAGGUGUAAUGAGCAUGAAAUACAGUGAUAACAGUGGAGAUGAAAAUGAUUCCGUUGAUAGUGACAGUGGAAACGACAGUGACUCACCGGGUUUCAGUGCUAAGAAGCCAAAAAUAAGAAAGAAAAGUGGACCUACCGAAAAAAGGACACAUGAAGCCACUAAACAGAAUAAGUACAAUAUAUGGUGCAGUGAUCUGCAAGAAACGUCAUUAACAGAGGACCUGGUAAACUGCGAUGUGAGACAGAACAUGUUGGACCGUUCACGAGACGUUGAAUCCUAUGACUACAGUCUAGCCUAUGCUAUGGAUGACCAGCAUGAUGCGGGUAAUUUCAGCAAUAAAUCAGGAGCAUUUCCUCAGGGUACCAAAAGACGUUACGGGGACCGAGGAAAUGUGAAGUUACGCCUUGGAAAGAGGCGAAGCAAUAGCAAUGAACUUGACUAUAGAGGCUCACCAAGGACCAUAUUUGAUCUUAAUGUCACCUUGGAGAACACUGACGAAGAAGUGGCCAGUGAUAUAGCUAACAAACUCUGUGAGGAGAAGGACGACCUUAUUUUGAAAGUUGUGGAGGUGUUGGGAAAACAGAAGGCUAUGGAUAUAUUCAAGGAAACAAGAAAGGUUGAAGAAAAUGGCGGUAUGAUGAUUUUGAACAACUCUCGACGCAGAACUCCAGGUGGCGUUUUCCUUCUGCUGGUGAAACAGGAUGAUGAUGUUCAACAAGAGAAGCUGAACUUAAUAUUCACAGAUGACAGGAGGAAAAGACAAGCACUGAAGAAACAUUCACUUUUGCAGCUGAAGAAGGCAAAAGCAGAUGAGCUCAGGAGGAGUUUGUCAGCAGAUGGCAUGUUGGGAGAGAGAGGGUUGCCUACUCUGCUGACUCGGACAGAGCUGCAAAUUCAGCAGCAACAUAAGCACUGUGAGACCGAUGGUGUGACUAAUCCACCACCUUCUCCAGCAACAGAUGGACGAGAGAAUAGCAGUGAUGGGGUGCCUGAGCUGAGUGAGCAGUUGGGGAGCAGACAGCUUACUGUGUACAAUGAUGCAGACUUCCUUGAUGUCACCACUGACAUGGAUGUGUUUUAAUGACGUGCCUCACAGAUACAAAACUGUGGUAUUCACAUUUCUUACAUAAAUCUGGGCAAAGCUACUGGCAAUUGGAUGUGAGAGUUCCUCUUUGAAGAAUGUCAAGCUAACUGUUUUAUCGUUCAUUGCAGCUCUGACAGUUUAGUUUAAAUUCUGAAAUAUUAACAGGCAGCAUUCGCGGCCAUUGAUGAAACUGGAAAAUGAAACCUCCCUUUAGUGUGUGUCUAUUUAAUUCCCUUAUUUUACAUUCAGCAGUAAUCUGUAUUACAUUACCACCAUUUAAAGAUUUUCCUCAGUUUAGUGUUCGUAUCCACUGCUCCCUUGAGAAACCUUAGAUGAGGGUAGCAUUGUAUUUUUAUGUGUUACAAGUAAUUUUUAUUCAAAUUAUCACUUUGUCACAUCAGUUAUUUUUCUUGUAGUGCAUAUGUGUAAUAAUUAUCAUUUAUUACACUCAUGCUACAAAGCGUAUUUUUUUACUGUUUGAGUAAGAGGUGUAUAUCUGCUUUUUUUUUGUUUCAGCUUUGUUCAUAGUAAAGUUUCUCUUAUAACAGUGUUUCAAGUUUGUUCUUGACACUGCCUUUUAAGUUAAAUUUUUGCCUGCCGGGGAAUGGAUAGCCGAAGAAGGGUUAUUUUAAGUGAGAUGUGAACAUUAUGUGUUUUGGAGCAACCCGUCUCUGUAUUCAGGGCAGAAGAGUGCUGUAGCCUUGUAGAUGUUUACCAACUCUUCUGCCCUGAAGAUUGAAACAGCAGGUUUCUCCAAAACGUUGGUAGAUAUGUAUCAACUACUCGUACAUUUCCCAGUUAUUGUAGACUUUAAACUGUGGAACAGUCAACAGGAGAACUCAUCUAAAUCGAUCUUACAAAAACAGUCUUGUAUUCCGUGAGAUCCAGAGCAGUGAAUAGACAAUUUUUCAUGUUUGCAAAAUGCAACUAAUAGGUGUGGGUGGAUUCCAUAUUCCAAGAAGGGUAUUCAUGCUGACUUGUUGAAGGCUCUGCUAGAUAUAACAACACUAAUAAAAUAUAGGGAGGUCAAAAAAGUGUACUCGUAUACAUGCUUUAAUGGGUUAUCUACAGACACAUCCACAAAGUUGAACUGAAAUGUAAUAUACUGUGUGUAGUGUGAUAUUCUCUCAAAAGAUGGUGCUAGUCACAUGAAUGCCAGAGCCACUUUAUCCAAUGGCAGGACAAUCAAAGGAAAUGGCAGAACAGUGUGUAUACAUUUCUUCUUGGGCCCCUCUGUGUAAGCUGCAUAUGAAUACUAACUGUUCAUCUGCAGCUGCUCUGAACUGCAAAUGGUCCACUUAACAGAGGUACCAGUUUAUCUGCUACUCUUAAAAUUUUGGUAUCAAGCCCAGUGAGGAUCACAAUUUUUCCAGUGUAAUUUUUAUGUGGGUUUUCUGCCCAAUAUUCAAAUUUCCUUGUCUGUCACUGUAACCGGUGACACCUCAAGAUUGCAUGUUUGGUGAAUGAUGAAUUUUUGAAGUUGGGGAACAUUGUGUUAAGUUGGCAGCAUAGGCAUUAAAAGGUUGCCCCAUCAUCUCUGUGCAUCAGGGUUCAUGGGCUCAGUCUCUUGAUUAUUUCAGUUGUUUUAAUUAUAUUUGCAAUUGUGUUUUUGUGUUCAGUAUUGUGAUGCGUUUCAGGUUGCAGAAUAUGAUCGGCUGAGAUUUCCUUUGCAUAUAAUUGAAUCUUGUAUCUGACUCGUAUAGCUGGGUGGCUGAGUGAGCUGCAGAAAUAUCUCAGGCGAACACACUGCAUAAUAACAAGCGCUGGAGAGGCAUGUAAAUUUGCCUUCAGCAUUCUGAGUGCUGAGAACAGAAUUUAUGAACUUAAAGAGAAAAUUAUUCAUACGAAUGACAAUAUACUUGUUUGUGCAAGCCAGUAACUUCUGCUUCAAACACUUCUUUGAUUUGUUGUAUGUUUAUCAAAAUAAAACAAGACAUUUCUCUUA